GUCACCAUCCCUGUGUCCUUGUCAUUAGACAACACACCCUGUGGAGGUAAACUGCUGGUACACCUGAGUAUCAGCUGUCACCGGAGAGACACAACAGAGAGUUAAACAUCUGCGCUUACAGCAUUCAAGAAGUCCAGCUCCACUUGCACAAACCCUCCCAUCCCAUGGGACAUACCUGUAUCACAUGAUGAGAUCAUGCUACUUAUUCUUACUGGUUUACCUACUGGGAAACUACUACGGAACAACAAAUGCACAAAGAAAUGUAUCCUGCGUUACAGGACAAACAUGUGGACAGGAGGGGGAGGCCGGAAACCACAAAACACCCAGGACUACAAAUACCAUCAAUAAAUUAUCAGUGAUCGAUCCGGCUUCAUACUUCCUCCAAUGUGUGGGGCUGCAGUCGACAGACACAGGGAGAGACCACAUGAGGAGGCUGAAACAAAUACUGGAGGCUUUGAUGGACGUGUACACCUUCAUGCGAUCCAGCAUGACAGGGGUACCACUCCUGAGUUUUCAGGGUGUGCUGGACUUCAACCAUGAGCCAGACCCUCUGCAGAAUGAAGCCCUGGUUGAGAUGUGGCUCGAGGUCAAGAUCAAACCACUGCUCAAAUCCAUCACCAAGCACUUCCUGUCCUGCCUCAGCACCAAGAACUUCAGCUGCUCCACCUACCAGAUGAUGGUAAAGGAGUUCAGUCACCACUUCUCUGAGAUGAAUCCAGUGAGACAGAAGUGGAUCUACACAUUCUUUAUGUACCCCUUCCUGUCUGGACACAGAGUGGCUGGUUGUGUGAAGCGGGAUGAAAACAGUGAGGACUGGCUGAUGAAGAAUUUUGGUGCCUUCAGUGUCAUGGCCCGAGUGAAGGACUUUUCAACGCUCAACAUGGUCUUCAGUGGACUGGAAGUUCUCCACCUCCUGUCUCCAGCUCAGAAAGCUGAGCUCCUACUGAAUCCCCACAUUGCGGGUUUGGAUAAUGACACCUUAAGCCUGGUCUUCCAUAGUUUGAUGACAGGGGGCUCUGGUCCUCGUUCCACCAUGAACCCCGGAGGACACCACAACUGGACCACCCCUGGACAUCACUAUGGAACCACCAUGAGUCCAGGAGGACAUCACACUCCGACCAGCCCUGGACAUCCACUUACCUACCCUGGAGGACCCAAACGUGACCCAUACAGACCACCAUCACCACAUCACAGUUUAAACCAGAUUUCAUCUGUUUUCGGGGAUGUUUUCAGACCAGUCAGCAGCUUCGUUCAUGGCUUUGUGUCCUUCACAAAACAGAGGAAUAUGUCAGAAAUAAGAAGCACCACUCUGACCCAGUUCCUGCUCAACUGGACUCUGGCGGAGCUGGCCCAGAUGUACAGGCUGGAGAACACAUCAGUUCCUCCAGAAAGGCCUCAGUUCGAUGUGACCAAUGUGGAGGAUUGGUAUCAACAUGUGGUGAUGCCGGUGUUACGGAGGUUCCUGAACAAUGAUCAGGACCUGAUGCAUCAAAACCUCACAUAUGCCUUCCACCAUCUGUUCUAUUUGGACAAAGAGUUGGACAGUGGUGAAGAUAAUCAAACCUCUGAGAUCCAGGACGUCUGCAGCAUCAGACUUGAUAAGCAUCCAUGUGGGUUGACUGAUGCGGUGGUACACGUGGCCCGUGUUGUGCACUGUGCUGCUCGGACUAAUCUGACCAUGUCUGAGGACACGGUCAUGACACUGGUUACACAGCUGACACGACGUCUGAACUUAUUGAUAGGAGAGUUUGCCACAGCGAACUUCACAGAGUUGGCUUCGGAGUUUCGGGAAAUCUUCAGUGAGACCGAGCCUCCAUCUCUGACCCAGGAACACCUGAACGACCCAGACUUCAUCCAACUCUGGUUUCAGAUCAAACUGUUGCCUCUUCUACCUGAUGUCCCCAUAGACCUCCUCUUCUGCCUCAGCACCAAGAACUUCACCUGCCCCGUUUACCAAACCAUUGUGGAAGCCCUUGGCAAACAAAUGAGUUUCAUGGACGCAGGUCCGAUGUACAACCAUAACAUCUAUGGACACUUUAUAUAUCCCUUCCUGCUGCAUCACAACACCUCUGACCCCCAGUGUGUAUCCUCAGCAAAUAACAGUGCAGAAUGGCUACAAAAGAACAUUGGUUUCUUCUCGGUAUUUGGAUCUGUCACUGACUUCUACCAGCUGAACCCACAUUUCUCUGGGCUGGAGACCCUUCCACUCCUCUCACCAAAGCAGAAAGCACAGAUGCUGCUGCUGCCUCUUCCUCAUCAAUCAGACAAAGACGUCGUAAUUGACCGAGUGUUUGACUUCCUGUUGGAAUCCCCCGAAGACAGGAAGUAUCCAGAGGUCCUCCACUAUCUGGUCCAUCUCGCCAUGCAGGUUGGUGCCCCCUGUGCUGUCUACAGAAACAUUUUUGAGCAGUUGUACAGAGCCAUCCCAUCUGUGCCCCCAGCCAUGGAACCCGUCACCUGGACUACAAUAGAAAAACUGAUAAAGAUCGCGCCAGAAAAGUGUGUGCCAGAAAAUAUUACGUGCCCAGUCACCCAGUUCAAUGAACAUAACACCUGCAAAGGACACAACAGCUCUCACCUCGAGUCCUACUUGAACCAGUCGGCCUCUCACAUGAACCUUCUCUGUAGUUUUCCCUUGGAGAAAUAUGCAUGUGCUAAGCUGGAGAACUUCACAGCCCACCAGCUGGCAGUUCUGCUCCAGUGUGAUCUGCCUGGAAACAGCAGCCACUCCAAAGUGGUGUGGAAGAUGCUGCUCACCAAGCUCUCAUUUAUCCUGGACCCAGCCCUGGACAUCCUGGCUGACAUGUCGAUGACCACGAUGAGCCCAUCAGCGUCUCAGAUACUGGACGUGAUUGGAGAGAUCAGAGUGUCGACAAUGACAGAUGAGCAGCUGAGGAACAGCAGUGUCAUCAGGCUGUGGUUCUCCAGUCGUCUGAGAGCGUUCCUGCCCGCUGCAUCAGAGAUGUUCCUGCACUGUCUGAUCCGCAGGAACAUGAGCUGUCACUCAUAUCAGCAAAUACUGCAGGUGUUCAGCCAUCUUGCUGCUAACAUGACAGAAGAACAACAACAUGUGGUCCUAGAGGACUUUAUCCUCGUAUUCCUGUCUCAGAAUCAAACAGGUCCAGGCUGUGUGUCUGGCUUCAAUAGCAGCGAGUGGCUCAAGAAGAAUUUGGGUCCAUUUUCCAAAUUUUUGUCGCUCAUACAUCUGCUGCAUCUCAACCCAGCCUUCAACCCUCUGGAAGCCCUACAGCUCUUGACUCCAAAGCAGAUUGCAGAGAUGUUGAUGUUGAAUCUUCCUACUUUACCAGAGAAAAACACACUUAUCAAUAUUCUGUUUGAUUACCUGACUGAGUCUCCAGGACAGAUGAAGUUUCAGAAGUUCCUGUCCUUCCUUCCAAUGGUCGUGGCACAGGGAAAUUUUUCCUGUUCAUCGAUCAAAACACUGUUUACCAGAAUGGACCUGGCCAUGGCAACGGCUCCUCUCAAUACAGCUUCAACCAUCAGCUACAUCAAGUUGACCUUAUCUAAGAACAUACCUCUAGGUUGCAUCAUAUACAGUGGACAGUGCAAUGUCACUUUGACAAACGAGACAGACAUUUGUGUUGGAGUGAACAGUACAAUGCUUCAGCUCCACCUUGACAACGGGCAAAUGGACGGUCGCUUCUGUGAUUUCCCUGUUGAGGAAUUCGCUUGUGCCUCGCUUUCAGCUUUAACAGCACAGGAUCUGGCAGAGAUGUUAAAGUGCAGCCGUUCCUCCAACUCCAGUGGUUCCAGGGCUGAAUGGAAACUCCUCCUCACCAAAGCCUCCCAUGUGCUGGAUGAUGCUCUGGAUCUUUUAGCUACCAUGAUGCUGGAUCCCACACAACCUGCUGUAUCACUGGUUUUGGACGCUAUUCGAGAAAUCCGACUGGAUUCCUUCAGCGUGUCCAACCUAAAUCAUCCUGCCAUCAUCAAGUUGUGGUUCAAGCACAGACUUGGCCAGUUCUUACCUGCUGUUUCCAAAGACUUCCUGUCAUGUCUUACCACAAGGGGUUUGAACUGCAGCACCUACCAGCAAAUACUGCAGGUGUUCAGCCAUCUUGCUGCUAACAUGACAGAAGAACAACAACAUGUGGUCCUAGAGGACUUUAUCCUCGUAUUCCUGUCUCAGAAUCAAACAGGUCCAGGCUGUGUGUCUGGCUUCAAUAGCAGCGAGUGGCUCAAGAAGAAUUUGGGUCCAUUUUCCAAAUUUUUGUCGCUCAUACAUCUGCUGCAUCUCAACCCAGCCUUCAACCCUCUGGAAGCCCUACAGCUCUUGACUCCAAAGCAGAUUGCAGAGAUGUUGAUGUUGAAUCUUCCUACUUUACCAGAGAAAAACACACUUAUCAAUAUUCUGUUUGAUUACCUGACUGAGUCUCCAGGACAGAUGAAGUUUCAGAAGUUCCUGUCCUUCCUUCCAAUGGUCGUGGCACAGGGAAAUUUUUCCUGUUCAUCGAUCAAAACACUGUUUACCAGAAUGGACCUGGCCAUGGCAACGGCUCCUCUCAAUACAGCUUCAACCAUCAGCUACAUCAAGUUGACCUUAUCUAAGAACAUACCUCUAGGUUGCAUCAUAUACAGUGGACAGUGCAAUGUCACUCUGACAAACGAGACAGACAUUUGUGUUGGAGUGAACAGUACAAUGCUUCAGCUCCACCUUGACAACGGGCAAAUGGACGGUCGCUUCUGUGAUUUCCCUGUUGAGGAAUUCGCUUGUGCCUCGCUUUCAGCUUUAACAGCACAGGAUCUGGCAGAGAUGUUAAAGUGCAGCCGUUCCUCCAACUCCAGUGGUUCCAGGGCUGAAUGGAAACUCCUCCUCACCAAAGCCUCCCAUGUGCUGGAUGAUGCUCUGGAUCUUUUAGCUACCAUGAUGCUGGAUCCCACACAACCUGCUGUAUCACUGGUUUUGGACGCUAUUCGAGAAAUCCGACUGGAUUCCUUCAGCGUGUCCAACCUAAAUCAUCCUGCCAUCAUCAAGUUGUGGUUCAAGCACAGACUUGGCCAGUUCUUACCUGCUGUUUCCAAAGACUUCCUGUCAUGUCUUACCACAAGGGGUCUGAACUGCAGCACCUACCAGCAAAUACUGCAGGUGUUCAGCCAUCUUGCUGCUAACAUGACAGAAGAACAACAACAUGUGGUCCUAGAGGACUUUAUCCUCGUAUUCCUGUCUCAGAAUCAAACAGGUCCAGGCUGUGUGUCCGGCUUCAAUAGCAGCGAGUGGCUCAAGAAGAAUUUGGGUCCAUUUUCCAAAUUUUUGUCGCUCAUACAUCUGCUGCAUCUCAACCCAGCCUUCAACCCUCUGGAAGCCCUACAGCUCUUGACUCCAAAGCAGAUUGCAGAGAUGUUGAUGUUGAAUCUUCCUACUUUACCAGAGAAAAACACACUUAUCAAUAUUCUGUUUGAUUACCUGACUGAGUCUCCAGGACAGAUGAAGUUUCAGAAGUUCCUGUCCUUCCUUCCAAUGGUCGUGGCACAGGGAAAUUUUUCCUGUUCAUCGAUCAAAACACUGUUUACCAGAAUGGACCUGGCCAUGGCAACGGCUCCUCUCAAUACAGCUUCAACCAUCAGCUACAUCAAGUUGACCUUAUCUAAGAACAUACCUCUAGGUUGCAUCAUAUACAGUGGACAGUGCAAUGUCACUUUGACAAACGAGACAGACAUUUGUGUUGGAGUGAACAGUACAAUGCUUCAGCUCCACCUUGACAACGGGCAAAUGGACGGUCGCUUCUGUGAUUUCCCUGUUGAGGAAUUCGCUUGUGCCUCGCUUUCAGCUUUAACAGCACAGGAUCUGGCAGAGAUGUUAAAGUGCAGCCGUUCCUCCAACUCCAGUGGUUCCAGGGCUGAAUGGAAACUCCUCCUCACCAAAGCCUCCCAUGUGCUGGAUGAUGCUCUGGAUCUUUUAGCUACCAUGAUGCUGGAUCCCACACAACCUGCUGUAUCACUGGUUUUGGACGCUAUUCGAGAAAUCCGACUGGAUUCCUUCAGCGUGUCCAACCUAAAUCAUCCUGCCAUCAUCAAGUUGUGGUUCAAGCGCAGACUUGGCCAGUUCUUACCUGCUGUUUCCAAAGACUUCCUGUCAUGUCUUACCACAAGGGGUCUGAACUGCAGCACCUACCAGCAAAUUUUGCAGAUUUUGAGUGGUUUCAAGUCACAUAUGCCACUGCCCACACAGAUGCUCGUCUACACACACUUCAUUCAGGUUUUCCUGACCAGGAAUGACACUGCAGACCCCUACUGCAGUUUGCACAUUAACAACAGUGGUGUAUGGCUGCAGAAGAACUUGGGGGCUUUCUCUGAUCUUGUGACCUUCAAUGACCUACUGAAGCUCUACCCUGACUUUUCAGCGAUGGAAGCCCUGCAACAAAUGACAGUCCGACAGCUAGCAGAGGUGGCUUCAACACCCAAUCAGCUGGCAUCUCCUGCCCAGGUCGUCAUGGUGAUGAAUCAUGUACCCAAUAACCUGUUUGCUGCCUUUUUUGAUGACUUUUCACCUGCCAUCAUGGGUCAUGAAAACAUGAUUCCUCAUAUGGUGAGGUCAGCCAUAUUAGGAGUUGUGUUCCAACGAGGGAACCUCUCCCAUCACUCAGUGGGAGACUCAGCUGUGUUAGUGUGGCUCCAUAACCGCCUGCGGCCCCUGCUGGUUGGACUGGACUCAAACCAGGUCGCACCAUUCUUCAACAUUCUCUUAGGAAGAAACUGCAGUACCGAACAACAGGGAAUACAAGUCCUGAAUUCUACUAUUUCAUCUCUGAGUGAAGAUACAAAGAAGCAAAUCCAUGACCACAUUAUUGAGACACUUAAAGGAGGAACGCCUCUCCGUUGCUACGGUAACAACUACAACCACAGUUUCUAUGGUUUCCUGGAGAGCCAGUUCAUGGGAUUUCAGUUCCCCAACCUGACCUCCUUUGUGUCGCUGAUGCCUCAUGACAGAAUGCCUCUGCUGCUGAACUCGAUGCCUCCAUCAGAUCUUGGUGCUUUCCUCCGUCGUCCUGAUACCGUAGAUAACGAUGCAAUGCUCUGUGCGAUCUACCACAACUACGACAAGACACAGAUAUUCCUGGAGGAAGAGGAUCUUCCGGUGGAUGUACAGAGGCCCACACUGCCUUGCGUCUGGCCCAUGGCUCUCACCAGCACCAAGAGGUCAGAGGUCAAUGCAUGGUUUGACCGAAGCCUCCGCCACUACCUGACCUUCCUCACCAAGAGUCUGAUCAGCCCGAGCAGCACAUACAAUGCAUCCUGUCUGGCCUUUCAAAAGCUGGUCUCGGUGAUGGGCAACUACAACUAUACUGCUGCAGACUUUGUUAGUCGAGAUAUGUUUGAUACGAUCAGAGUGUACCUCACCUCAGCUUCCAACCCAAGGUGUUACAAUGCCACUGAUCCAGAGCUGAACUCCACUGCCUGGUUUGCUGAGUACAUUGGAUUCUUCUUUCAGUUUCUCACUCUGGAGGAUCUGCUGAUGCUUGGAUCUUCAGGGGUGAUCCAAGUGUUCACCGUCAACCCUGCAAACAUCGCUCUCCUCAACCACUCCUCCUUACCUCUGAACCUCACCAACUACUACACGGAGCUCAUUUAUCUACAGGACAGCAACUUCAAUCCCUUAAUACUUCCUCUGAUAUGUCGCUGUGUUGCUCCUGGUCCAGCCUUUAUGCAACUGACAGCAGCACAAAGUUUAGAAAUUCUGUCCAACCUGACCAUGCUGUGUACAGACCUGGACCCACAGGUCGCUGCUGCUUUGUCAGGGAACUUUGGUGACAACAUUGACUCCUCUACCAUCUCCGCCCUUGGAAUGGAAAGCAACGGCCUUUCCACCGGUCAGAUUAACAUGAUCAAAGCUAAAGACCUGAUGGCUUCCCUCAGCAUACUCAGCCGCGUUACAGACUGGAAUGAAGGCCAAGCAAAGGCCAUUAUCCGGAUUCUGAUGACCACAAUGACGAUCAACAACGCAUCGUCUUUGCUCAUGCUGGGCUCUCUCAUUGGGGGCGUUCCGUCAUCAGUCAUCAUCAACAUCAGCGGCUCCCAGCUUCUAAAUGCAGGCGGAAAUAAUGCGUUCGUUACACACUUGAUAUCUGCUCCACAGAUCAUACAGCAAACUUUUGUUGCUAUGAUUGUUAAAAUAAAUGAAAACAGUGAAGUGAUUGUUGACAACGUCCCUGAUGAUUUGGCCUCUGAGAUCCCUCGGGCUUCGCUGCUGGGCUUCUCGGGUACCAGCAACUUCCUCAAGAUCAACAAAAAGAAAUGGAAACGCCAACAGGUUGAGCUGUUCUUUGGUGUUGUUGCUGUAGAAAAUGCGACCUCAGCUGUGGGAGGAACCGCCAAUUUGUCGUCCUCAGUGCUUCAAGGGUUCACAUGCACUGCAGUGAGGACUAUCCAGGAGGUGCAAAUCAAGAGACUGAUCAAAGCCUGUCGCAGGAAGAAUAAGGUCACCCUGGUGGAAACUCAGUUGACCUGCAUGUACAACUACAUCAGAGGUGACUCCGACGUCACCAGCUUUGAACUCUUCCCUCAAGACGUGCUGCUGUAUUACGAUUACUCCCUGGUUCCACAGAGCAAGUGCAGGUCGUAUUUUGAACAGCUGUCAGAUGCAGAUUUCUCCGUCUUCUCCAACGUCCUCAGCUACAAACGAACCGCUCUGUUUGACAACGCACGGAGCUGCUUGGGUAUAACAAACACCAGCUUGACUGAGGAUAAUAUAUCAGUGUUGGGAAACAUGUGCUGCACCCUGGACGGUGCCUAUAUUGAAAACUCUGAUCCGUCAAUCUUGGAGAAACUAAACAACUGUCCCGAACUCAGCAACGCUCAAGCAACCGCUGUUGAAACUCUGCUGGUGAGCGGGAGAACGAAGUAUAGAGCUGUGUCAACUUGGAAUGAACAGACCUUGAGAGACCUUGGGAUGCUACCGCUCUACAUGACUUCAACAUUCUAUGAUCAUUUUCCUAAAAAAACAAAGAAGACAUUCUUAAAAUACUUCCUGAAAGUUCUUAAGAGCAACAAAGUGCCCAGAAGGAAGAGGAGGCAGCUGAAGAAAGAAGUGAGAAUGUCAAUUAAAACCAAGACCAAGCGAUCAGUAGAAUGUACGGUGGGAGUGAUCACCCAGGUGACGAUCAGUGAUGAAACCUUCCCCUUCGACUACGACGACAUAAACCAGUUUGAUUCCUGCCUCAGUAACACAACCGUUAAAAACAACUUGGCUGCCAUCACUGAUAAGGUGGACGAUAAAGACUACCUGAGGAUUGUCCUGAGGAAGCUACGUGAGGCUUAUUCUACCGGUGCUUCAGCCUCGAUCCCUGAAGAUCAGGUUCAACUCUUGGGACCAGCAGCUUGUGUGGCCACAGUUGAAGACAUCAAUGUGUGGACUAUCACUACAAUUGACACCCUGUCUGCUCUGAUGGACCCGUCAGAUGGGACUUGGGACCCGAGUCUGGCUAAGGCUGUCAUCACUAAGUAUCUGAGUAUUGAUGGGAACAGCCUUGGUACUGCAGAGCUAAAUGCCCUCGGAGGAGUCAACCUGUGCUCUCUAGACGUUGAUGUUUUGAAGACGAUUACCGAACAAAGCCUUAAAGAUGCAAAUGAACUGGAUGUGUCGAACUGCACUCUGGAGAAAAAGAAAGCCCUGUUCGACAUCGCCGUAAAAGCAUUUAAUUCCAACACGCGCUCAACUGUUUCAGUUCCCUCCUACCAGCUCUCGAAGAGUUACCUGGGGGGAGCUUCACAAGAGUAUAUCAGAAGCUUGGUGCCUGCCGAUGUAAAUAUGGACAUGGCAACAUUCACCAGUCUGGAUGAAAACGUUGUACUGAACCUGACUGUUGACGAAGUUGGUGGUCUUCUUGGCACCAACAAGCCAGAACUGAAGUCCUAUGAAAAUCAGAGCCUGGUACAGAACUGGAUUAGUAGGCAGUUGCAGACUGACCUGGACAAACUGGGAGUGGGUCUCACCGGAGGAAUAGUUCGGGUCGUAACCCCCACCAACACCACAGUGACCUCCAACUCAGUCACUGUGACACCCAGCCCUGGUGCCACCUCCAACACCAAAGCUACUGCAGCUCCUGUUACUUCUACUAUUACCACCGCCAAACCGCCUUCAGCCACUACUGCAGGAUCUGCCACCACAGGUAAUGGUCCUCGUCUCCGACCAGACCUUGGUUUAUCCGUCAUCGUUCUUUUUGUGCUCAUCGCUACUUCUCAGCUCAUUUUUGACUGAAAAAAGGGACUGCUUGAUGCGACAGUUUCUAAUGAUACAAAAUUGUGUAUUUAUCACAGGUAGAAGGAAAUAUUGUAAAAACAACAAUGCUUAUAGGCAGAGUUAACUUAGAUCACAAUACAGGCCUAUAUAUAAAAGAGCAUUUGCUAAUGCUACAUGUCCAAUAACGUUAGAUCAUCAGAGACAAACAUAUUUUUGAAAUGAAACUUUUACAUAUGUACAUUGUUCUCAUGUUCAUUUAUUUUUAGUACUUUCUCUUUUUAUUUCAGCUGUGUAAUUGUUACAAAUGUUCAGAUGAAGGUUUAACAGAAAACGUAUGAAGGUGACAAUCAGUUCAGGUAAUCCUAUGAAUCCAUUUGUAACAAAACAGACAAUAUAUUUUGUAAUACAGACUCUGUAUCCGAUACAUAACAAAUGCAGGUUAAUUUGCACUCCGUAUGAACUUUCAUCACUUGCUUCCUUUUAAUUUUUAUAAUUCAUGGUUUGAGGGUAACAUAUUUUCAUCUGUACUGUUUCACCUUAACAAUAAAUCCAUUAAAAAAA
Molecule: messenger RNA, 10759 nt
Organism: Sphaeramia orbicularis (orbiculate cardinalfish)
Lineage: Eukaryota; Metazoa; Chordata; Actinopteri; Kurtiformes; Apogonidae
Gene: mslnb
Product: mesothelin b
Exons: 88
Coding region: 185-10216 (3343 amino acids)
Biological process (GO): cell-matrix adhesion
Cellular component (GO): cell surface
Source: RefSeq, a predicted model, not a curated record